Vicia villosa (hairy vetch) is the source of this 742-nucleotide messenger RNA. RefSeq lists its product as uncharacterized. The record is from RefSeq and is a predicted model, not a curated record. Bases 12 to 422 code for a protein of 136 amino acids. The transcript has a single exon. NCBI's taxonomy places the organism in Eukaryota, Viridiplantae, Streptophyta, Magnoliopsida, Fabales, Fabaceae.
CAUAAACAUACAUGGGUAGUUGUGCAUCAAAUCUUAACGCAAACAAAAGUGGAAACAAUUCCACUAUUGUUGUUAACAUAGUUCACUCAAAUGGAAAGCUACAACAAUUGAAAGAGCCUAUAAAAGCAUGGCAUGUUCUGUCUCAGAAUCCAAACCACUUCCUUUGUUCCUCAGAAACCAUGUAUGUUGGAUCAUAUUUACUUCCUGUUCCUCCAAAUCAAGAGCUUCAGUUGGAUCAUAUUUACUUUCUUCUCCCACUCUCCAAAUCCAACGUCCCACUGUCUCUCCAAGAUCUAUGUUCUCUAGCCAUCAAGGCUAACACUGCUCUUAACUCAAUGGUUAAAUCAUAUUCUGUUUCACAAACUAGAAAUUUUCAUACACAUCCUACUCUUUCAAACUUGUCUCUUGGAUAUUCCCAUUAGGCUAGUUUCACUGUGCCUCCAUGUUGCACAAGUAUAUGAGCAAAAUCAAAUUUGUAGACUAAGCUUAAUAAACAAUUGUUCCAAAUAGUUUCAUAUUUAAAAGGACUAUGUACUCAUUAAUUAAAUGUUCAUUUAUUUGUUUAUAGUUUGCUUUGAUUGCGUUGUACAGAAACUUUUAUGAAUGUUGAGUUGUAUGUACACUUGUAGUUUUGUACUACCACUUUUGUCAUGUUUGGAUAUAGGUGUUUUAAGAACAUGCAAGACAGACUAUUGUAUAGGGUCAGAUGUUUAAAUGUUCGCUAAAAAUGGAGAUCCUAUUU